AUGCCCCUCGGUUUGCCGCGACUACCUGAUCUCCCUACGUACCCGACCCUGCUCACCGCGGGGUUGGCAUUUGCACUAUAUAUACACUUCUACGACCGUCAUGCAGCUGAGAUACGGUCAUCUGCUCCUCUGUCGGCCAAACAAGACGCCACACCUAGCAAGCUCAAGCUCGUCUCCGAGGUAAACGUUGGUUCCCGACAACCUGCGCCCGAGGAUGUUGUCCCUGCCGUCGAGAAGCCGUCGCUUGCGACGACAGAAGCGCCAUCUCUCACGCCGCCACCUUCAGUUGGACCAAGUACACCGCCAGCCUCUCCACCGCCAUCCCUUCGCCCUGACGCACCUGUGUUCCGGCCCCGAAGCAGCACGCGAGUUCUCGCAACACCGAACGUCUGGGCGAACAGCAUCCCUGUGGCUGCGCGCGACUUUCGGGCGGAAGCCGAGAAGGAGUAUGCGGCAGGCUGUGAAUGCAAGAAGCGAGCCGAGGAAGCUAAUGCCAAGGCCAGCAAGCUUAUAUAUGAAGCGAACAAUAAGAGCCCGCAGCCUGGAUGGAUUGAUCUGCAUGGUUUGUAUGCGACAGAAGCUGCGAUGUAUGCUGGGAUGGCAGUCGAUGCCGCACAAGCGCGAGGGGAGGCCUCGAUCAAGUUCAUCGUCGGCCUCGGGAAACACUCUUCGCCGGAUGCUGCGAAGAUCAAACCGCGCGUCCUCGAGGAGAUGCGCAAUCGGGAGCUGAGAGCGGACGUUGACCCAGCGAAUGAGGGCGUCGUGGUCGUACAUCUGAAGAAGAAGCGGGUGCGGAUCAUGAGUCCCUCCGGAGAGCCUGUCUUAUUUGCCUAG
Peniophora sp. CBMAI 1063 is the source of this 834-nucleotide messenger RNA. The record is from the annotation of a GenBank genome assembly. NCBI's taxonomy places the organism in Eukaryota, Fungi, Basidiomycota, Agaricomycetes, Russulales, Peniophoraceae.